GGUAAAUUUGAAAUCACAACUCCCAAGAAGAUGACCGCGGCAACGACGGAUUCGGCGCGACGAUUGCAAGAGGUGCGGGAGCAGGAGCGCGAAUUUGCACGCCGGGUGCGCGAUGGCUUUAAUCAGGAACGACAGCGUUUGGAGACUCGUGUUCUACACCAACUUGAGAAUGAGUGGCGGGACGAGCUCGCGCGCGAGCGACAGCUCCUAGCUGAGGACUACCAGCUCUGCCUGACACAGAUGGGCCGAGGACAUGUCAGUGCCCUUGAACAUGACCAAAGCUCACGCGUAGCUGCGCAGAAAAAACGUCAUUUGGAGCUCGCACAGCGCCGUGCUGCAGUGCGGUCUCGAGAAGCUAAAUCCUGGCUGCAAGACGAACAGAAACGGAUCCAUGGUCGUUCUGCAGCUGCCAAGGCACGCUGGGAGACGGUUCGCAUCCAGGAACGUGAGCGGGCCCAGGCCAUCGCUGCAGAGCAGCGACGCCGAGCCGCCGAGCGGUACGAGCCCCUUUUGAUGCCUAAUGCCUGCGUCUUUGCAUGGCCCGGAACUCACCUGCCCUUUCUAAGUAGAAGUGAAGAUGACGACGUGGCCAAGCUUGGUGACCUCAUCCUGCCCCAGCGAAGGGAUGCCGAAGCCUAUGCCCAUACCUUUAUGCAUGCAAAGCCACUAAGUGCCUCUCAGCGACAUGAUCGCGAUCAAAAGCGGACUGAGCGAGGCAAGGCCGCCCUCACACGCCUGCGCCUAGAGAAGGAACAGCUACAAGAGCAGCUGCAUCAGGCUGACCGGCACUUGCGUCAGCGGCGCCGGCUGGAGCUCAGUGACCGCGCAACCAUGUUGGUUGAGGUAAGCACUCACGUUGGGCAUGUUCGGCCAGACCUGUCCAGAAAAACGACUCAAUGCGCCCGCGCCCCCAUACUUGUCAGCCCCGCGAGAUUCCACAGCGCCGAGCAGUCCGACAAGCCACGUUGGCCCAAGCCACGGAAGCUUUGUUUGAUGAGCGUCGAGGUAUGCCCAACUUGUCUCCAUUUUACCUGCUCAACACGCAUCAACCAUCGGCCGCCGCGACGAAUGGCUUCUCACGCUGCAACGUCGCUGCCGAAAGGGGACGACACGGUUUACGGGCGCGAUGUGGAGCCCUUUGAUCACCCUGAGCGUGAGCCCUGGUUUCCCAUCGCCAGUGGCCCUACCCAAGAGACUAGCACCGUCAAGCCCGAGGAUUUUGUGGAUGAGUCGCAGCCCCGCCAGCCAUUGAGAUCUGCAGCCCCGCGCACAAAAGCCCCAAGCGCGGCAGGACCGCAGCCUAUGCGCCGGAUUGUGGCGCAAGCUUUGGUCCACGAUUUGAACGUCCCCAUGCGAGCUGCCCCCUUACAGCCGGUGGUCGAGAGCAGCCCGGCCGACUCCAGCGCAGUAGGACCGACUUUUGCCCGAGCCAGGAGCCCUUCAGUCAAACAAGCCCAAGGCGCUGACAAAGGCGCCUCCAGAGACCUUCUUGAUCUGAGUGGGGCUGAACCAGAGGACACGGACGUCCCUACGCAGUCAAUGCCACCAAAGCAGCCGGACAACGCAGCUGUUGCCGCCGACAAUCUGGCAAGCAACGAAGCUUCCCCACCGGCACAGAGUGAUCCUGCGCCUCGUCUUCAACCCACCGAUGUGUCGAUGCAUCAGCAAUCCGAUGCCAGUGGAAGUCGAGCACGCGUGACUUUUGCCUCUCCGCAGGGCCAUACGAGCCGCCGUAUUCAUCUCGGGGACGGUACCUCUGCGUGGGACGUCAUCGACACAGCGUUGACCCCCGGGGGCAGCCAACCGCGACGUGCACAAGUGAGGACAUGGUUUACGCCGUUGGCAGCAGUCGACGGAGAUGACUCGUCUGAUGGCGCGUCAAACGCAAACGCUGACACUCAGGCUCCAGCCCACCAAGGCGGAAAUCCUGAGGCUGCGGUUGACAAUACGCCAGCGAGCCCUCAGCCCGAGGCCGCUUUGCAACAGCAACCCAUGGCGGCCAGACCAGCAGCCACUGAGACAAAUUGGGAUGUGCAGAGCGCUGCUGCUGCCUCGAGCCGGGCUCUCUCUGCCGGCGAGUUACGCCUCUCGGAUUUGAUGGAGCGACUGCCGAUGGAGGCAAGUACAAGCGGACAUGAGGCGGCGGCGACGGCAACGGGACCACAGCAGCCCCGCGCAGGCAUGGAGGCCGAGGUGGAUGACCGAGCAAGCGUGGUCAGCAGUGAGGCUCUGGAUAACGCAUGGUUUGACUUGCUUGUGGCUCCCAGCGGCAUGGCGUCCACGCAGCCUGGUCAGUCCAACCCACCACGUGCCAGUUCUCAGAACCAGGGUUCAGCACCACCAGUAUCCCCGCCGGUGUCAGCUCCGUCCACGGGUCCGACUUCCUCUGUGCCACACAUGAACACGAACAAUGGAUGCGAUUCGACGGCGCUCUUGCGCUCUUUACGUCAAGACCUGGCAUCCCUUAUGGAGGAUAUGCAAGUUCGCCAGGCCAAUCCACGCAGUGCCGGAGCGCCAGCCAAGGCGGUGCCCGUGCCCUCACAGGAUGCAGAUACGGCUUCGACCUCCACCCUACACGUGCGCACGGCAUUGCAAUCACUUCAAGCCAGCGCCUCCCUCGUGUAUGCUGGUCGCACGGUGGCGCGGCGCCCUUACCCGUUUCAAAAUCCGUCGUCUGCCGCUGUCGCGUAA
Molecule: messenger RNA, 2691 nt
Organism: Monosiga brevicollis MX1
Lineage: Eukaryota; Choanoflagellata; Craspedida; Salpingoecidae
Exons: 9
Coding region: 31-2691 (886 amino acids)
Source: RefSeq, a predicted model, not a curated record